This is a messenger RNA of Pipistrellus nathusii (Nathusius's pipistrelle), 2568 nucleotides long. NCBI's taxonomy places the organism in Eukaryota, Metazoa, Chordata, Mammalia, Chiroptera, Vespertilionidae. The record is from the annotation of a GenBank genome assembly.
AUGUCCAGAUCCAGAGGCUUGGCGUGGGUCCCCUUAUUGAUGGUCCGUUCCGGCGUGUCCCUGUGGGUCACCGCCCUCGUCGCCCUCCUCGCCGCCCUCCGCGUCCCACCCGCCCACGGCCAAUCCCAUCACCCCGUGGUCAGCACCAACUACGGCAAGAUCCGUGGCCUGCGGACGCCGCUGCCCAACGAGAUCCUGGGCCCCGUCGAGCAGUACCUGGGGGUGCCCUACGCCUCGCCCCCCACGGGGGAGCGGCGGUUCCAGCCCCCGGAACCCCCCUCGUCCUGGACCGGCGUGAGGAACGCCACCCAGUUCGCCCCCGUGUGCCCCCAGCACCUGGACGAGCGGUCGCUGCUGCAUGACAUGCUGCCCGUAUGGUUCACGGCCAACCUGGACACGCUCAUGACCUACGUGCAGGACCAGAACGAGGACUGCCUGUACCUGAACCUCUACGUGCCCACCGAGGACGACAUCCACGACCAGGGCGGCAAGAAGCCGGUGAUGGUGUACAUCCACGGGGGCUCCUACAUGGAGGGCACGGGCAACAUCAUCGACGGCAGCGUGCUGGCCAGCUACGGCAACGUCAUUGUCAUCACCGUCAACUACCGGCUGGGCGUGCUCGGGUUCCUGAGCACGGGAGACCAGGCGGCCAAGGGCAACUACGGGCUCCUGGACCAGAUCCAGGCCCUGCGCUGGGUAGAGGAGAACGUGGGGGCCUUUGGGGGGGACCCCAAACGCGUGACCAUCUUCGGCUCCGGGGCCGGCGCCUCCUGCGUCAGCCUGCUCACCCUGUCCCACUACUCGGAAGGAUUGUUCCAGAAGGCCAUCAUCCAGAGCGGCACCGCCCUGUCCAGCUGGGCCGUCAACUACCAGCCGGCCAAGUACACGCGCGUCCUCGCGGACAAGGUCGGCUGCAACAUGCUCGACACGACGGACCUGGUGGAUUGCCUGCGGGGCAAGUCCCCUCGGGAGCUGGUGCAGCCGACGGUCACGCCGGCCACCUAUCACAUUUCCUUCGGGCCCGUCAUCGACGGGGACGUCAUCCCCGACGACCCUCAGAUCCUCAUGGAACAGGGCGAAUUCCUCAACUAUGACAUCAUGCUGGGCGUGAACCAGGGCGAGGGCCUGACCUUCGUGGAAGGCAUUGUUGGCGCCGAGGACGGGGUGACCCCUAGCGAUUUCGACUUCUCCGUGUCCAACUUCGUGGACAACCUCUACGGCUACCCCGAGGGCAAGGACACGCUCAGGGAGACCAUCAAGUUCAUGUACACCGACUGGGCGGACAAGGAGAACCCGGAGACAAGGCGCAAGACCCUGGUGGCGCUGUUCACCGACCACCAGUGGGUGGCGCCCGCCGUGGCCACCGCCGACCUGCACGCCCAGUACGGAUCCCCCACCUACUUCUACGCCUUCUACCACCACUGCCAGAGCGAGAUGAAGCCGGGCUGGGCGGACGCCGCCCACGGGGACGAGGUGCCCUACGUGUUCGGGGUCCCCAUGGUGGGCGCCACCGAGCUGUUCAGCUGCAACUUCUCCAAGAACGACGUGAUGCUGAGCGCCGUGGUCAUGACCUACUGGACCAACUUUGCCAAGACCGGGGACCCCAACCAGCCCGUGCCUCAGGACACCAAGUUCAUCCACACCAAGCCGAACCGCUUUGAGGAGGUGGCCUGGUCCAAGUACAACCCCAAGGACCAGCUGUACCUGCACAUCGGCCUCAAGCCCCGGGUUCGAGACCACUACCGGGCCACCAAGGUGGCCUUCUGGCUCGAGCUGGUGCCUCACCUGCACAACCUCAACGAGAUCUUCCAGUACGUGUCCACCACCACCAAGGUCCCGCCCCCGGACAUGACCUCCUUUCCCUACGGCACCCGGCGCUCCUCCGCGGCCAAGUCCUGGCCCACCACCCGACGCCCGUCCGUCACGCCCGCCGGCGGCGGCAGCAGCGGCGGCGGGGGCUCCCCCAAACACGCCAAGGACGCACGCAAACCGGAGGACACCACCGUGCUCAUCGAGACCAAGCGUGACUACUCCACCGAGCUCAGUGUCACCAUCGCCGUGGGCGCCUCCCUCCUGUUCCUCAACAUCCUGGCCUUCGCCGCCCUGUACUACAAGAAGGACAAAAGGCGCCACGAGACCCACCGCCGCCCCAGCCCGCCUCGUGGCGGCGGCGGCCACGGCGGGGGCCACGGCGCCAGCCACGGCGGGGGCCACGGCGUCGGCCACGGCGUCGGCGUGGCGGGCACCAACGACGUGGCUCACCUUCGCAACGAGGACCUCCUGUCCCUGCAGAUGAAGCCGCUGGACCACGAGCACGGGUGCGAGCCGCUCCAGGCCCAGGACACGCUUCGGCUGGCGUGCCCGCCCGACUACACGCUGACUCUACGCCGGUCGCCGGACGACAUCCCGCUGAUGACGCCCAACACCAUCACCAUGAUCCCCAACGCCCUCACCGCCAUGCAGCCCCUGCACACCUUCAACACCUUCAGCAGCGGCGGGGGCGGCGGGGGCGGCGGGGGGCAGAACAGCAGCAACCUGCCCCACGGACACUCCACCACGAGGGUAUAG